UCUCGACACAGCGGUCGAUGUCGGGCGUUUGUGUGUUGUGGGAGUUAUUCGAACGACUUUACCCGGAGUGGUCCGUUGCCUAGCACCCAGUGACACCAAGCGAAGGUCCAAACGAAACGAACGGAUUCAGCAGGACUACCGCAGGAUCUGUGUUGGGUUGUGAUUUUUGUGAAAACUUUCCUUGGACUCAGUGAAAAGGGUUGGUGAAAUGUGAAAAACUGAAAGUCGUGCUACAAGAGUUGAACAAGAGUUUUGUGUUAGAAUCGCCCCCCCCCCCUAGAAGAUCGCGCGAACUUUCGUACUGAAAACAAGCCUGCGGGUGAAAGUGAAGAAGUGCGCAGAGAGAAAGAGAAUCCAAAUCGAAAGACUUCAACGCCCGAGUACGGGAUUACAGGAAACGAACCUCCGAGCUGCUACCACCUCCGAUCGUUCGCCGGGUUCCUGCGCGGAGCUACGAACUCACGAUUUGAGCCCCAAACCAAUCGACUACGAAAUGAUGGUACCCCUGAACGUUGACUAGCGGACUCGAGAAGAAUGAUUAAAGCGCACUCUUCCGCAACAGCCAGCAAGGAAAGUGAACUUUUAAUAGUGAAGUGACACUAGCAGCAGCAGCAGCAGCAGCAGCAUUAGCGUUAGCAAACCUUCAACGGAGUGCACACUCCCUCCCCCAAAUCCACUUAGCCAAAAUGUUAGAAACAAAACUUCAUCGCAAAAUGGCGCCCUCCCUAGUGGCGCUCGUUGCACUAACGGCGUGUGCCUGUCUGCUCGCCAGUACGCCCCUGAUUGAGGCGCGUGUGAUAGUACGACGUCAAGCGGAAGAACUGACGCCCAACGCAACGUCAUUGGUGGAUGAUCGUGUUGCGACGACACCACCACGGCCAAACGAUCGCUUCGAACAGUUCCCGGCAAUGGUAGGCGAAGAGCAGCUGAGCGAAUCGGAAGCAAGCCUACAGUCGGACUCCUUGGGUCCUUCUUCUUCAUCCUCUGGUGCGGAUUCUGCCGCCAGUGUAUCCAAUGACUCCACUGGCGGUGACAGUGAGCUGACAUCGUCCGCAGCGGAGACUAUGGAGCAGACCAAGGAUUCUGCUCGCGAUGAGGAUGACGAAAAUCAGUCUCCGGUCACUACAACGGUACCAGAGCCUUCCAACGAGGAUGCACGAGAGCGUGCAUCAAAUUCAGAGGAUGCUAGUGCCAGCAGUUCAGCAAUCUCGUCUGCCUCCGGUUCACUGGAAUCCCUGGGUUCGGCAUCACUGAUCGAAGCCAGUGCGUCCGACAGUCAGCUCUCGGAGGACGACGAUUCGACGGAAGCCACGCCAACCACGGUCGAGCCAGUCGCAAUUAACGAAAUUACCACCUCGACCAACUCCAGCACCUCGGCCUCGUCCAGUGAAACGGGAAGCAGAAGCUCAUCGGCGGAAUUGCAAACAUCUGGCGCAGCAGCAACAUCGAGCGCACAGAUGCUACAGCAACGGAUGGACGAAACGACGGCCGCAUCCGUGGAACAGCAGACACGCCAAGAAGAGGGAGAAGAAGAAGCUGCCGUGACCACACCACAACCAGGCCCUUCCCGGGUUGAUGAGGUCGCAUCACUGCGCGAUGGCGCGAUGGAAGACGACGAUGCCCUUGCCACAACGACGGCCGUUCCCGGGGAUGAGUUGGACAUGGAAGUGGAAACAGUGAAACCUGUUGCGGCCGACGGUCAAUCCGCCAGCUCCGACGGUGGUUCGCGGGCAUCAGAAAUCGAGCAGCAGUUCGAUCUGAGUCGAUACACAUCACCAUCGAACUACUCGCAAGGUGGAAUCACGCUGGACGAUAACGAUACGAGCGCUGGAGGAUUCGCAGCUGAAACGGCAGAAGAAGCGGCAGAGCAGAGUACGGAUUCACCGAUAACGACCACCAGCCAACCAUCAGCUAACGGGGAGGAGGUCGUACUCGAUAGAAUCCGUGCGAAUGAAACCGUCGAACGGAACAUCUCGCAGUCACGGGAACAGGCGGAGAUUGAAACGAACAGCUACGAGCUCGCCGUCUCGAACAAUGAGGUGAUCCGCAAUCAGACCACGGAUGGUACGGCAGUACCGCGCGGUAAGAAGGGUAAAUUCCUCGAUCAGUUCAACGAGGAGACGACCGAGGAUAACGACAUUAAUCUGCCGAAUGGAGCGGCCUGGGCACUGGCCGGUAUGCGGAUGGUGGACCGAAAGCAACCGGGUGCUGCCGAUGAAUCGACGGCUGAGACGGUGCCGGUGGCCGAGCGGACGACAGAUGACACGACGGACAAUCUGGUGGCGAACAAUACGCUGAAACAGCUGAUGGAUUGGGCGGUCAUUAUGCAGCAAGCCGACUUUGCUGACAACAGUUCCUUCAUCCGUUCGACGGUGGGGACGGAUGAGGUGGAAACAGUGCCGACGAACGACGGUAAGGAUCGGCGAACGUAUGCCAACAAGGUACCGAACGUCGAGGGUGUGGCCGAUAUCCUGAGUGAAGAGAAUCGACUUACGGCCGCCGUCACUGAGCCUUCUGAAGCGGAAGGAUCCGGAGGAAGCGAUGUGGUGGAAUCGAACGUUGUGGACACUACGUUCGCUCCAUCUACCGAACGGCCAGGCCAGGAGAGGGAGCAAGAGAUGGAAGAUUUCAAAUUUGAGGAUCGUUCUACGAGCACGACGCUAGCGAAUGAAGUGGCCGGUGGUAACAUUGUGGCGACCACUACCAGACGUACCUACGAAGUGAGCGAAAUGGUGGAUGAAAGUGAAGUUCCAAAGCUUCGCAUGACAUCCGAGGCCACCACUACCGUUAGUCCACGCAUCGAAACGAGUACCGUUGGUGGCAUCUUCAUGGAGGAUAUGCCCGUGACAACUUACUCACCGGUCGCGCCGAUACUACGCCGUGUAGAGCAGACAACCACGGCGACCCUAUUGACGACGAUCAUUGCAAGAAUUCCAACAACGAUGCCACCACGUCGUUCCGUUACCACGACCCAGGACUAUUCCUCGUUCACCACAACCGAGGUGCCGAUGAGAGAAACGACAAUCACGCCCACUACACCACCCACGGUGGCCAGUACUACAACGGGAAGUGAGGAACCGAUCGUGGAACCGAAACCAUUCGAUCAGGACUCCACGGAUUCGACGGAAGUGAACCUUAAUCUGUUGAACCGAACUGAGGAGCGAAUGGCUACGGCCACGGUGCUUUCUAGUGUCACCACCACCACCCAGUCCACGCUGUCCAGUGCUACGCUCACGAACAAUGUAGAGCUGGAUGAUUCGUCGGCCGGAGAAGGCCCCCUGGGGCGAACAGGAUUCACCACGGAACGCUCUGAACCGCCACAGCAACCGACCACGGAAGAUAUCGUCCUAGACGGUGGUAAGGUACCGAUUGUGGUCGAUGAAAAGCGCGUUUAUGAUACGGUCACCACCACGACAACGGCAGCACCGAGCACAACGCUAGCUCCAUCGACAACUCCGAACGCGGCAUCGCCGGAAUCGGCCAGUGUUUCGGCGGAAGCGUACACUACCCGGCGUACGAUCGAUCGGUCAAUGACCACGACGGAACUUUCGGAAGAGGAAUCAAUCACGGAGGAAGAUUAUAUCGAGCUGGCGAAUCCGUCGAAUGCUUCCGGUGUACCGGCCGGUGCGGAUGCAGGUGCUAGUACAAGUGCGGCGCCCAAACAAACCGUCGAAGGAUCGACUGAGCAGUCGCAGGGUGAACCGGCAACGGAGGAGGACAACAGUGUUGUCGUGGCCGUUGUCGCAAGCAUCGUUAGCGUGAUCGUAGUGCUGCUGUUGAUUGCUGCCUUUAUGUACUAUCCGCCAUUGCAGAUCGUGUUCCGUAAGCGCCAGAAUCAGGUAUCGUACGGCCAGCGCUGUCGCCCCGUUGGGCUGGACGCAUACAGCCUGGACAACGUGUCCGUGUACAAUAGCGUGCGGCGCAAGGGCAAUACCGCGCGCAUGUCCAAGCGAUCGUACGGUAAUUCGGCGUUUGAGGAUCCCAACUUUAAAACCAACCCGCUGACGGUGGCCGAACUGGCAAACAUUAUCCAGAAUAAGACAGCCAUCUAUGAUGAGUUCAAGGAGAUUCCGAACGUGACGGCACGGGCCGAUGAGGUACCGGAAGGUUGUGAGGACAAAAAUCGGUACGCCAAUGUUGUUCCACUACCGGAGACACGGGUACAUCUGAAGCGUCUGAACGAGGAUGAGAAGACGGAGUACAUUAACGCCAACUUUGUGAAAGGGCCAAAGGACUCGGCCAACUACUACAUCGCCUGCCAGGCACCGAUGGAGAACACGAUCAACGACUUUUGGCGCAUGAUCUGGGAGCAGAACUCGAAGGUGAUCAUUAUGGCGACCGAUCUGAGUGAGAAUGGAGUGGAAAAGUGUGCCGAGUAUCUGCCACCGUCGGUCGUGCUGGACAACAGCCGCACCUUUGGUGAUUUCCAGCUAACGUUGAAAAAUCGUGAAAAUAAGGAAAAGUACACAAUCUCGACCGUGCACAUGCGCCACGUUCCAUCGAACAAUCUGCGUGAGAUUAUGCACUUCUGGUAUCAGUGGCCCGAUACCGGCGUUCCGAUCGACGAGUCGUCCAUCAUCGGUAUGCUGCUGGAGGCACGCUCCUACCUGAAGCUAUCGCCCUCGGAGUUGGCCGAGUUUGCGACGAUCGUUGAGGAGAACGAAACGGCCCCGUCGGAGCCCGCGACGGCGAAUGGAACUGAAAAUACGCACAAUAACAACAAUAAUAGCAGCAGUAACAACAAUGGAACGACAACCAAGGAACCGGCCAGUAUCGUGAGCAACGGGGGCACGAUGGAUAAGCACAAAUCACUGCAGCGAACUCAGGGACCAAUGACAGUACACUGUUCUCCUGGAACUGGACGUACCGGAACGUUGGUGGCAUGCGAUGUCGCACUACGCCUUUUGGAGAUUCCCCCACGGACGGUGGAUGUUCCUCAAAUCGUGUACUACGUCCGACGAGGACGCGCGAGCGCCGUACGAACUAGGGAGCAGUAUGAACUGGUCUACAGGGUUGCCAACGUGUACGCGACGAAAUUGACGGGGCCAACCAUAGAAACAUAGGAAAGACUAAUUUAAAAUCAAGUAUUGUGAGUAAGUUCGACACCACCACAUGCCACCAGCAUGGCCACCUAGUGCCUUGAAGGAGGA
This is a messenger RNA of Anopheles aquasalis, 5150 nucleotides long. RefSeq names its product mucin-5AC. The record is from RefSeq and is a predicted model, not a curated record. NCBI's taxonomy places the organism in Eukaryota, Metazoa, Arthropoda, Insecta, Diptera, Culicidae. Gene Ontology annotation, biological process: signal transduction; protein dephosphorylation. Gene Ontology annotation, cellular component: cell junction; cytosol; plasma membrane. Gene Ontology annotation, molecular function: protein kinase binding; protein tyrosine phosphatase activity.